ACCAACCGCCGAACAGGGCACCCGAUCCAAACCUCGAAGCUCCCCGGCGCCUGCAGGCGUGCAUUGCAUACGCCCUAUGCAAUAUCCCAUCGCUUGAUACGCGCAUACGAUAACGGCCUUCUGUCCCUUCCACCCGUCAUAUAGUCUCUCUGCCCUUGUCGCAGGGCCUAUGCCGAUCGAUAUCGACACAUCCUCACCCACCACGACUUCCAUCCGUCUUCAAAAUCCCCCGCUAUCUAGAAGUGGACUUUCAUUCCCGUCGUAAUAUUCCGAUAGGCCCCGGCCCGACACUGAGCGCAGCGCUGGGUGCAGCAGCGGCCGAGCCAUGGUGGACUUUAUACCCCCCAGCGGGCAACUUCCAGGGGCCACCAUGACCACUUUCAGAGUCACUGGAGCCAAUGGAGGACCAUCGUCCACUCCUACCGCCCCGAAACCGAAGAUGAAUGGUGGUGCGCCGCCAGCCGUGAACGGCGCGCCCCCGACUGGCCCCAAUGCGAUUCCCUUCAGCGCUCGCAAGGCCCCGGCAUUGGACCUGACCACCGUAGAGCGUAGAGGUCAAGGACCACCGCUCAACCUGCCGCCCAAAUCCAACCGCAUGUUCGGGCUCAAGGAGGCCCCUACGUAUAGGCCGACAACAGAAGAGUUCAAGGACCCUCUGGUAUAUAUACAGAAAAUCAGAGACGAAGCACAGCAGUACGGAAUCGUGAAGAUCGUCCCGCCUGAUACUUGGAAACCAGACUUUGCCAUUGAUACAGAGCGUUUUCACUUUCGCACCCGCCGGCAAGAAUUGAAUUCGGUCGAAGGAGGUACACGAACCAACUUGAACUAUCUGGACCAGCUAUCUAAAUUCCACAAACAACAUGGCAACAGUCUUACCCGCUUUCCCAGCGUAGACAAGCGCCCAUUAGAUCUAUUCAAGCUGAAGAAGGCCGUUGAAACUAGAGGUGGUUUUGUGCGUGUCUGCAAGCAAAAGAAAUGGGCCGAGAUUGGACGAGAUCUUGGCUACAGUGGCAAGAUCAUGUCCUCUCUAUCGACUUCUCUGAAGAACUCGUACCAGAAGUGGCUACACCCAUACGAAGAGUAUCUAAGGGUUGUCAAGCCGGGCGUGCAUCAAAUGCUGGAAUACGAGAAUGGUGGCCCCUUCACCCCAUCUCCUGCCGCUUCGCCGAUCAAGAAGUCUGCCCAAGGAACCCCAGCCGGUCAUACGGAUUCGCCCGCUAUGAGGGCAUCUGCUGCACUGAAUGCGUCUAUGGAGGCCGAACCUACGCCAACUCCUCCGCCAGAGCAAUCGCGACCUGCGGCGUCAUCUGGCUUCACGGCUGUCAAUGCGGGCGGGGGUUUUACUGCCGUCAAUGCGCAACCACCUCCUUCGGCAACUUCGACACCGGCCCCCAGCUCGUUCGCAGCCGUCAAUACUCCCAGCAGCAUCCACCACCACCAGAACGCGGCUGAUUCGCGCACGUCUACACCGCUUCGAAAUGGAGGCAGCCCUAUGCUGUCAGCCCACAACACCCCAGAUUUGAGGCCACCUGGAUCCAGUUUGACCAACGGGCAGGCAUUCAACAAUCUCAAGCGCACUUUAUCCCAGGAGUCUGAGGUUGCUGUCGAUGACGACCUGGAUGCGGCGAACGGCCGGCGCAGCAAGCGUCUAAAGAAAGAAGCCGCACCUACUGUAGCCGGGUCUCACAUGACCCAGCCUCGUCAAUCUACACCCGGACGACCUUCAGCCAAUGCGCGUAUGCGUGCUGCUGAUGAGCGCCCUGGAGAUCGGUGCGAGACUUGUGGUACAGAGGACGAUCCGUCCAACAUCUUGUUGUGCGAUAGCUGCGAUGCAGGCUACCAUGGCUACUGCCUGGAGCCACCUGUGAAGGGUAUUCCCGACUCUGACUGGCAUUGCCCCAAGUGCUUGGUCGGCACUGGAGAAUUUGGGUUUCAAGAAGGCAGCAUAUAUUCACUCAAACAGUUCCAGGAACGCGCAUUCAACUUCAAGCAAGCCCAUUUCGCCAACAAGAUGCCCUUUGACCCUGUUACGAACAAGGCUCGCCCGGUGUCAGAGGAUGAUGUCGAGCGUGAGUUUUGGAGGCUUGUAGAGGCAAUCACUGAGACGGUAGAAGUGGAAUACGGCGCAGAUGUGCACUCUACUACACAUGGAAGCGGGUUCCCGACUAUCGAACGAAACCCCCGAGACCCGUAUGCGACGGACCCUUGGAAUCUGAACAUUCUACCUUACCAUCCGGAGAGUCUGUUCCGCCAUAUCAAAUCUGACAUUUCCGGCAUGACGGUACCGUGGCUAUAUGUGGGUAUGGUCUUUUCCACUUUCUGUUGGCACAACGAAGAUCACUACACAUAUUCUGCCAACUACCAACACUUUGGCGCAACCAAGACGUGGUACGGCAUUCCCGCCGAAGAUGUCGAAAAGUUUGAACAAGCCAUGCGCGAUGCUGUACCGGAGCUUUUUGAGACGCAGCCCGAUCUACUGUUCCAGCUCGUGACUUUGUUGACCCCAGAACAACUUCAGAAGGCUGGCGUAAGGGUUUAUGCUUUGGACCAACGAGCUGGCGAGUUUGUGAUCACAUUCCCCCAGGCAUACCACGCUGGAUUCAAUCAUGGAUUCAAUUUCAAUGAAGCUGUCAACUUUGCACCAUUCGACUGGGAACCUUUCGGCGAGCUUGGCGUUCAACGUCUCCAGGAUUACCGACGGCAGGCUUGUUUCUCUCAUGACGAGCUUCUUCUCGCCGCGGCCGCGCGCAAGGAUACUACCAUCAAGACUGCCAAGUGGCUUGCUCCAGCUUUGGAACGAAUGCGUGAUAAGGAACUACAAAUUCGUGCAGAGUUUCUCGAUAAGCACAAGGCAGUUUCUGAUCAUGGAUGCACAAUUGACAGUACAGGCAAAGCAUGCGCAAUCGAGUUCGCGAUCGAUGAUACGGAUGUGCAUGAAGAUGAGCUCAUAUGUAGCUUUUGCAAGGCGUACGGCUACCUUUCACGUUUCUACUGCGCGAAUACUAAAAAGAUUAUUUGCUUACGCCAUGCGGGCUGGUUCGAUUGUUGCCCAGGCAGCUCUGCGGAUCAUAGAUAUUCUGGGGCCCGUGGAGAACACACACUAAUCUACCGGAUGUCAAACGAUACAUUGUCGACCACUGUCCAGAAGAUUGUUGAUAAAGCUGGAACGCCCGAAGCUUGGGAAACGAAACUCAAUGCCGUCCUUGAAGAUGGCCCAAAGCCCCAGCUAAAAACUCUGCGCUCGCUUUUGAAUGAGGGCGAAAAGAUCGAUUGGGAGCUGAGCGGUCUGGCGGACUUGAAGGAAUUCGUGGAAAAAUGCUCUGAAGUAGCAGAGGAAGCCAUGAGCUAUACAACUCGCAAACAGCAAGCACGACGCAAAGCCGAGCGUGGGGGAUGGCGGGGCAGAGGAGCCAACAAGACGCCUGCAGCUGCUGCGGAAGCAGAUGAAAAAGACAAGGAAUUUCGAAAACUCGAGAAUCUCUUGAACCUCUUGGCCACCGCUAACAACCUGGGCUUUGACAGUCCUGAAAUCGUCGCUCUUCGCGAGAGGUGCGAAAGCGUUACCGAGUUCCAGAGCCAAAUCCGCGCAGCACUUCGGGAUCGCACUACACAACAAAGUGUCAAUCGGCUUGACGAAAUCCUGGAGGAGGGGAGAGCAUUGAACGUGGACCUUCCGGAACUGGACUCACUCGAAAAAAUCGUGCAGCAAUUGAAGUGGGUCAAAUCUGCAGAAGAGUUCAGAUCGAAACAAUCUUCCCUACUGGAUGUUAUUGGGCUUAUCGAACAGAGUGUUGAACUGGGCAUGCCUGAUAGCCACCCUGAGCUUCACUAUCUACAGGAGCAGAGAAUCCUUGGCGAAGUUUGGGAGGCCAAAGCCAAAGAUCUGAUGUCCGUCGAAAAUGUGCAUUAUCAGCAGCUUGAUUCCCUCUCUAAACAGGCUUUACAUACACCUGUGACGCCAGCCACCCUUGCUGCUGUCGAUGCGAUUCUGAAGAAGCAGCGCGAUGCUCAAGAGCUUAUCAUGUCUCUAUAUGAGCGCAGCAAAGCUGAUAACCUCCGAGAUCGUCCAAAGUAUCUGGAAGUCAGGAACGCUAUGGAAGCCCUUAGCGCACUCAACAGCAAGCCCGCUGGGACGAUUGAUCUCGAGAAGGAACAAAAACGUCACGAAGACUGGAUGCGACGCGGCAAGAAAUUGUUCGGCAAAGCAAAUGCGCCCCUCCACAUUCUACACGCACACAUGAAGCAGGUCGAUGAACGAAACCGGUCUUGCUUCGACCUUACGGACCAGCCACGAAUGCCUGUCGAACCUUCCUCACGAGCGAAUUCCCCCGAGGAAGACGAGGAGAACAUCGACGGCUCUACUUCCAGUCGGGACGUCUUCUGUAUUUGUCGGAAGCCUGAAGCCGGGACAAUGAUAGAGUGCGAGCUUUGUCACGAAUGGUAUCACAGCAAGUGCUUGAAGAUUGCUCGAGGCAAAAUCAAGGAGGAUGAGAAAUUUGCCUGCCCCAUUUGUGACUAUCGGAUCAAGAUCCCACGAGAUGCCACCAGACCCAAGUUGGAAGAUUUGAUGAUCUGGCAAGACGAAAUCGCCGCGCUUCCGUUUCAACCGGAGGAGGAGGAAACUCUGGAAUCCAUCAUCGAUGACGGUGCGAAAUUCCGCAGCUAUGUUGAGCGAUACAUGAAUCCCAUGCUGUCUACCCCAGAAGAGCUCACUACACAGCGCUUCUACCUUCGCAAACUGGAAGGGGCGGAAAUCUUGCUGGCCAAGGAGAUUAAUUUCUUCCGGCAAGAGCUACACAAGUGGGCUCCGGUGGCUCCCAACCCUCCGCCGAUUCUCAACGUGUCGCUCUCAACACGCAAACCACGACCGACAAAACAACAGAAGCUCAUGACACAGCUUGGGAUCUCUGAUCCGGAGGAGUUGCCUUCUCAAUUCCGAUCCAAAACGCACCAGUUCAAACAACGCAAAUCACUUGAUGCUGGCAAACAGCAAAGUUUACAGCCUGCUCCCGAACCAUCACAUACACCACCUGGCGAACCACCUGGUGCUCGUAAGAACGGGUCCAACGAGCAGCAAGAUUACUUCAAUAAUUCGCCCACUUUUGCGAGCAAUGCACCGCUGAAUUUUGGUGGCAGCUCGUCGUCGAUGCCACAGCCGAUCCCAACCAUUGACCCGGGGCUUUUCGAAAGCCAAGGCCCUACCAGUCCUUUGCAAGAUGUGUUCAGGAGCUCGGGAAGUCAAGAAAUGUUCAGUGAGGUGCUCGAAAGCGGUGGAGGACAAGCUGAAGAAGCUUUGGCGGCAACCGAAGGCAACAGUUACGUGGACUAG
Molecule: messenger RNA, 5329 nt
Organism: Periconia digitata
Lineage: Eukaryota; Fungi; Ascomycota; Dothideomycetes; Pleosporales; Periconiaceae
Source: the annotation of a GenBank genome assembly